Messenger RNA from Exophiala mesophila, 1427 nucleotides. RefSeq lists its product as uncharacterized. Gene Ontology annotation, molecular function: U12 snRNA binding; pre-mRNA intronic binding. Gene Ontology annotation, cellular component: U12-type spliceosomal complex. NCBI's taxonomy places the organism in Eukaryota, Fungi, Ascomycota, Eurotiomycetes, Chaetothyriales, Herpotrichiellaceae. The coding region runs from base 121 to 723 and encodes 200 amino acids. The record is from RefSeq and is a predicted model, not a curated record. Gene Ontology annotation, biological process: mRNA splicing, via spliceosome. The transcript has 3 exons.
CGGACAUCAGAAGAUUGCGACAGGUCACCAUGUGGGAAAGAUUGUGAUCCCCAAACCCUCACCCGGAGUCAACACAAGUCAUUUCGUCUCGCCUAGCCUUUAUCGUGCGCGACCGGCGCCAUGGCGAGCAAGGCCGCGCAAUCUGCGCCAAAGAGUAAAGAGUCGCAGCAGAAUCUGGGGAAUCCAAAUCAAACGCUGUAUUUGAAGAAUCUCAAUGAGAAAAUCCACAAGGAUGAGUUGAAACGCGCGUUAUACAUGCUCUUCACGACCUACGGUCCCGUACUCGAUAUUGUCACAAUUCGCAAAGGUUCAAAGGGUCAGAGCAUGCGUGGACAAGCUCAUGUGGUGUUUCGCGACAUGCAGACAAGUACUCAGGCUUUGAGAGCUCUUCAAGGCUUUGAUCUUUUUGGGAAAGAGAUGGUUAUUGCAUACGGUCGAGGUCAAUCUCAGAUUAUCCCCAAGCUUCGCGGUACCUUUGAGCCGACAACUGCUUCCGGCACUGCCACUGCUGGCAGUACAAUUCUUGCAACCUCUAUAUUCAACGCUCCACCACCGAGUAUGCCGUCGAAACCAGCCGAGAAUGGCGUCAAAGCCCCCGCCGCCACUACCGAGUCACAUGGCCUCAAGAGACCGCGCGAAGAAGAAGAUGAGGCGGACGAGGACGAGGUUCCCAUGGAUGAGGACGAUAGUGAUGCUUCCAUGGAGGAAGAUGACGAUGACUGAUGGAUACCAUCUAUUGCUGGUGCUUUUACAAAAGACUGUGCGCGGCUUCAGUCACUGGAGCGAUGGCUGCGUCUCAUAGCCUUUCAAGCAUGACGAACCGGCAGGCUUUCGACCGCAACUGGACGGCUUGCCGUGUAGGUGCGCACAGCACGGAGCGAGCAUCAGACUCGCCUUUACGGGCGCUUCUGUGUCGUGAAGGCGAUGCUCCGUCACUCUCUCGCCUGGUCCACAACCUUACUAGGUAUAAACAGCCCAACCGACGACCCUAUCAGACCAAACCAGAGGAUCAGAUACUCCACCGGUUGGAACGUGUUGUUGGCGCCAAGUAUUGAAAGUGCUUCUGGAGUUUGGCAAGGAUGAAUAAAGAAGGCCGGAAGGUCUGAAAUUGGAUGAUGCUGCCCAAAGUCACCAAGAGCUCGGCUCGGCAGCAAAUCGAUCAAAACUUACUGUCAUGCUUAUGCCUCCCAUCACCCCAACACUUUUCAGCGAUGCUUGGGAUUGUGGGGGAACCAACCACUGAUGCACUUGGUCAAGAGAUAGCAUCUUCUGUGUGGACAUCCAUCGACAGGAGAACCAUAAUACCGGCACGCAAUAUGUCGGAGAUAGAGUGAUUGAAAAAUCGACGAUCACAUUAUCGUCGCCGUCGCUAUCUGAUGACCGAUAGACCUGAAUAGAACGAACGAAUGAGGACGAUGCUUUUACAG